AUGUUGUUUGCGGUGUAUGAGGAGUCGUGUGGUAGCUCAACAGCUCAAGGAGUGUCUGCGUCAGAAAGGUUGUAUGCGAUUGCUGCUUGGGGUGCCCGUGAGGAGUUGGAGUGGUGGGAUUGGUUGCCGGCGACGAAGGUGGUUGCUGAUGAGAGGGAUUCUUUGUUGAACGGGAGUGGGAAGCUAUUGUGCGAGUUUCUACAUGUGGACGAUUUACCAGAUACUGUGGUGCUUUUGAUGGAGAACUAUAGUGGGUUGGAUGAUGUGAAUGACUCGAGUAAGCCUGAUGGCAGGCCAAAGAAGCUCAUGGAUAACUCGAAGCUUGCUGCAAUAGGGUGGGAGGCCAAGAUCUAUCUUAAGGAAGGACUCAAAGAUACCUAUAAAUGGUACUUGGAAAAUGCUGUCAACUAG
Messenger RNA from Fraxinus pennsylvanica, 411 nucleotides. Lineage: Eukaryota; Viridiplantae; Streptophyta; Magnoliopsida; Lamiales; Oleaceae. The record is from the annotation of a GenBank genome assembly.